Necator americanus (New World hookworm) is the source of this 3141-nucleotide messenger RNA. RefSeq lists its product as uncharacterized. The transcript has 32 exons. NCBI's taxonomy places the organism in Eukaryota, Metazoa, Nematoda, Chromadorea, Rhabditida, Ancylostomatidae. Gene Ontology annotation, molecular function: protein binding; deoxyribose-phosphate aldolase activity. Gene Ontology annotation, cellular component: cytoplasm. Gene Ontology annotation, biological process: amino acid activation for nonribosomal peptide biosynthetic process; deoxyribonucleotide catabolic process. The coding region runs from base 1 to 3141 and encodes 1046 amino acids. The record is from RefSeq and is a predicted model, not a curated record.
AUGUUCUGCUGGUUGUUUUCCUUCGAGAAUGAUAUGAUCACUGUACCAUUCUCUAUUCACGAGUUAUGCGAUUCUGGCGAAGAGAGACUGCUGUCUUGCAACGAUGUUUGUGAAAAGGUGGCCUCUUUCAAAGAGGUUUUUCGUGGCAUCGAUGCGAAAUUAGUUGCGCUCCAUAUGCCGCGGUCAUCGGAACUGGUUUGUGCUGUUGCAGCUCUUGUUGAUAUCCAUACUCCGUUUCUUAUACUCCAACCAGGCGACAAUCCUGUUUCGCUCAGAGCUCAUUUUCUGUUUGAUGGCAAAGAGUUGGUCGAAAUUAAUUCUUUGCACGAAUGUACGAGUGAUGAAGCUGAAGAGCAGGAUUUUUGUUACUUCAUCUCCACAUCGGGGACUACUGGUUCUGCGAAGCUAGUUGGCGUCCCUUACUCUUGCAUUGGGCCGAAUAUCGAAGAUUUCAGUGAAAGGUUCUCGAUUACAUCUGAUGACCUUGUCUUAUGCUCAACGUCAUUCUGCUUUGAUCCAUCAAUCGUGGAAUUAUUCUUGACCUUCACCAGUGGAGCUCAGUUGCUACUAGUGCCAGAUCGGAUCCGAUCACAACCGCAUCUGUUUUCUAAUGUCUUGAAAACGUACACGCCAACGUUCGUUCAGCUGACUCCUUCUGUUCUGUCUCUCUUCGAUGAGUCGACACUCUCAUGGAUUUUCAGUGAUCACUCACUGAUUCGAUGUCUUCUAAUUGGAGGCGAGAAGUUUCCUUAUAAACUUGUACAACGUUUCCGCACUCUCUCGAAUCCAACGAGAAUUUUCAAUGUUUACGGUGUAACUGAGGUUUCCUGUUGGGCCACUGCUGCGGAGAUUACUUUCAACUGCAAUUUCGUUGACAUUGGUUCCCCUCUGAAGUGUACCACCUUAUCUCUUACACCUGCUAGUGAACUGCUGAUAGGUGGAACAAGGCGAUGCCGCGUUAAUGGUGUCUGGGGUGGAGAAUUCACCGCUACUGGAGACAUUGUAGAUGUUGUCGAUGGUAAAUACGUAGUAGUUGGGAGAACAGACGAUCAGAUCAAGUUGAAUGGCAUUCGUUGUAAUCUCGCUGCUCUUUCUGAAAUUCAGAUAAUGUCUUCAUCGUUCAUUCCAUCCAAAGUGAUAUAUUUGGAUCGAGUUCCUCUCACCCCAAGCGGAAAAGUGGAUCGUUUAAAGCUGACACUUAUGCUGGAAGAGCAAUGCUCCGCACAAAUGAAGUCAUGGUCUGAUAUAUUUAAAUUUCUCGAAAAAUUCGGCAUCCGACACACGCCUGAUUUAUCGUUCCAAUCUUUCGUCAAUUACGCCGCUGAAAUUGCGCUGCAUUUUGGAACCGUCGACGCCCUUCGUGAUAUCCUAGAUCCCAAUAUGGCUAUUCUAGACGUACUUCGAAAAUAUACUUGUCAGCCAACGAUUACUAACAGUUCGAAAAGCAUUGGGUGUUCCGAUGUUGUUAUCGACGUUUCCGUUAUUCUGAGUUUACAACCGGACAUUAGUUGGGCCUGUGACACAAAGAAAUGUAUUGAUGGUACACCACUUCUCACAAAAUUAUUUGACGAAGAUGUGGUUGCCGCCUGUUCGCAUUCUGGAGUUGUUGUAUGCCUUCGUCUUCGGGACGGCUUUUGUUUGUGGAAGACUAGAAUUCACUGUCGGUUUGAAACUUCACCAACGAGAACUGGAGAUUACAUUGUUGUUGGAGGAUACGAUGGAGGCGUGUACUUUCUAUCAGCGAAUACAGGUGUAACUGAGUGGCGUUUCGGCUGUGCAUACGAUCGAAAACUCUACAAGUUAGACCCAAAGCAGAGGGAGUGUGUUUGGUCAUGCCCAAUUCGAAGUGGAUCUCCUGCUCGCGCAGUGGUACUAAAGGAAUGUGUCUUUGUAACAACUAUCAAAGGCAGCUUAGAGGCGAUUAACAUGGAGAGAGGAAUGCUCCUCUGGCUAUACCAAACGCAAGCUCCUAUAUUUUCUUCCUUGGCUAUCUUUUGUGAGUCAGGCUUCAUCAGUUCUGUUGACGGCGUGGUUACAAAGAUUCGACUAAAUGAUGGGAAGAAGGAGGUUGCUGCAAACACUCACGAGCCUAUCUUCGCUCGCGUCUCCAUUUUCUGUAAUCUUGUUCAUAUAGUAACUCAAAGCGGGUCACUCUUUCUCGCAGAUCUCAUGCUGCAUAUUCUCCGCUCCUUUCGUUUUGCUUCUUGCUCAUUUGUCGUCCCUCCACGUACUGUUCGGGAUAAUGCUGCGCGGGUCAGAAUAUUGCAGGAAUUUAUGGGAGCAUUCAGUCAGGCAGAAUUUGACAAAGAAGUCUCCCGGGAUUUUAACACUCAGGAGAUUUCAUCAGCUAUCGCUCGUUACGAAAAAGAGGCAGCAGCGCUUCUGAAGGAUAAAGCGCAAGUGCGGAAAGUUAUUAGCUAUAUAGACCUAACUACGUUGUCUGGCGAUGAUACCAAAGGACGAGUCGUGGCACUAGUUGAUCGAGCACUCAACCCAAUUCCCGAUGAUUCCUCGGUAACUUGUGCAGCCGUUUGUGUUUAUCCACAACGCGUAGCUGAUGUGACCAAACAUCUUACUGCUAAGCAGAAAACCCUUAAUGUUGCUUCCGUUGCUGCUGGUUUCCCUUCGGGACAGUACCACUUGCAGUCAAAGCUGUUAGAAGUUCAGUUGACUGUUGCCGACGGUGCUACUGAAAUCGACAUCGUCAUUAGCCGUGCUGCAGCUCUUGAAGGCGAUUGGAAAACUGUUCAUGACGAAGUAGCAGCCCUGAAGGGUGUCUGCGGAAAUGCGCAUAUGAAGACAAUUUUGGCGACAGGGGAAUUGAAAACCCUUACUAACAUCUAUAAGGGAAGUUGGGCCAGUAUUUUAGCAGGUUCUGACUUCAUCAAAACAUCCACUGGAAAAGAGUGCACAAAUGCCACGCUGGAGGUAGCUUAUGUAAUGUGUCUGGCCAUUAAGAGAUGGUACAAACUCACUGGAAAGAAGGUUGGAUUCAAGCCAGCAGGAGGAAUUAAGACCCCUGAAGAAGCGCUUGCAUACAUUGUGCUGGUUAAGGACGUUUUGGGUGAAUCGUGGCUCAGUCCUGAGCUGUUUCGAAUCGGCGCAAGCAGCCUACUGGACAAUUGUUUGAAGGCCAUUUGA